CUUCGCCUGGUCACACUGGCGUUCGCGGUGUAUGUGUGUGCAUUACGCAUUUGCUUUGCGAAUUACAAGCGAAUUAAAACAAUUAUUGUGGACACAAGCCGGUCGCCAGAGUCCCACGGUUGCCGCCAACGCCGAGCUUAGGUCUCUAGCCAACCGGGUCAUGUACGCAACCAACAAUGGCGGCACAAACAAGGCGCCAAACAGCAAUGCCACAUCCAUGUUUGACAACACCAUCACAGUGACGCCCAUCAAGAUGGAACUGGGACAGGCGUACUCCAAGUCGCAGAAUCCUACGGCGGCAGUGACCAUGCAGCGGAGGACUUCCAACGCUGUGGUGGUUACCACUUCCACCACCGCCCAGCAACAGCAGCAGUCGGGGCAGCAACAACAGCAAACAGUGCCCAUGGCCAGCGUAGUUUCCAAUGCAUGCACCUUAGUGAAUCCCAGCAUGAGUGUGACAGUAGCCACAACUGGAGGCACGGCUAAGGAGAAGACUACAAAGGCCACACGGGCUCAGGUGGUCCGCAAACCGCCGCCAACCAUCGAUAAUUUCUGGCCAAAUAUUGUCAGCGAGGUGCAUGGGAUUGGCCAAGUAGAUGCCAAGCACCAGGUACUGCCGCUGGCGCGCAUCAAGAAGAUUAUGAAGCUCGACGAGAAUGCAAAGAUGAUUGCCGGUGAGGCGCCGCUGCUGUUCGCCAAGGCUUGUGAGUAUUUCAUCCAGGAGCUAACCAUGCACGCCUGGGUUCACACCGAAGAGAGCCGGAGGCGGACGCUCCAGCGAUCGGAUAUUGCCCAGGCCAUUGCCAAUUACGACCAGUUUGACUUCCUUAUCGACAUUGUCCCGCGUGAGGAGAUCAAGCCGUCGUCGACGCAAAAGGGUAAGGAUGGCAGUAGUUCCAGUUCGAGUGGAAUGACAGGCUCGACCAGCAGUGCCGCCUCCACAUCUAACACAUCCACCUCUAAUGCGGCCGCCUCCGUGGCUGGCACUGCUUCUGCCACGGGCAACUUUGUAGCCAGUGGAUCCACCGUACCUGCGGCCACAGCUGGUGGCCUCAAACUGGACACCACAGGCACAGCAACCGCCGCGGAGGUGCUUGGCUUUAGCACCGUAAAUCCGGAUAUCUUCUCAGCGCAACUGCAGCAACAACAACAACAGCAGCAACAUACCGCCCAGCAGCAGCAACAACAACAGCAGCAGCAACAUCACCAGGCACAUCCACAGCAGGUACAAAUUAUCCAGCAAGGUGCUGGUGGCCAGCAGCUGCAGUAUUUUAUCGCGUUACCCGGUCAGCAGGCGGCGCAGCUUGUGCAACAGCAGCCGCAGCCUGCUCAGAAUCAUUUGCCCAGCAGCCUGGGCAUCAAUAUAGUGUCGGCUCAACAACCCACCCAGCAAUUGAUCCUGACCGCCGGUCCCAAUGGCCAACUGACCGCCACACCAGCGCCGCAUACGGCCGCCCAGCAGCAGACGGCCCUGCUUCAGAAUCUCGCCCAACAGCAACAGCAGCAUCAGCAACAACAGCAGCAGAUUCAGCUGCUCCAGCAAGUGGUAACGCCAACGGGGGAACUGACCAAUGUGCCGAUCGCCAUCAAUGCCAACCAUUUGCAUCUCCUGCAGCGCUUGCAAAUGCAACAGCAGCAACAACAACAGCAGCAACAACAGCAGCAGCAACAGCAGGUUAUCAUCCCAACCCAACUGCUGACGGCGCAGCAACUUCUCCAAUUGGGUGGAGCACCCACUGUGGCACAUCAGCAGCAGCAAGUACAAGUACAGCAACAGCAACAACAGCCGCAGCAAGUGCAGGUCCAGGUCCAGCAGCACAAUGCCAAUCUCACACAGAACAAUGCCAGCACGGUGACCAGUGGCACGCCGAUCUUUAUUAACUCCACCAUGUCCAGUGCCCAGGCAGCGACGCAAGCGCAACAACAGGCAGCGCAACAACAGCAGCAGCAGGCCCAAACGAUCUCCACCAUGUCCACGGAUCGCACAAUAACCGGCGGAUUUCGGUAAAAGCUGGGAUAAUCUAAUCUACGGACGGACAGACGGACAGUUGGCAAUCAUAUCGAAGCAUCGGGAGGCAUUGGAAUCGGGCAUUGGCAACGGGCAUUGAUUGCGCCAACCCACUGUCAUCCAGCACAAUGUAUAAUAUUAUAGUUUAUGUAGGUGUAUACGAUUGUAUAUCGGAGGAGAUUAUAUAUAGCUAGUGUCUAAGUCGUAGGCAUGUGUGUAGAAAUGAUUUCUCAAUUGUAAUUUAUUGCUGACCCUCCCGCCCCCUGGCUGCAGGUUUCACCUCCUCCAAAAAAAAAACACCGCCACCUCCACCACUUUUAAACCUAGCACUUAGAGAGAUUAAUGGGUAAUCUAGUGUAUGACGAGGAUGCCACCGGUCCAAAGCAUAACACAGCGUUUCGCGUGGCAUCCGCGGUUUAUUAUGUAUUUGUACUUCUAACUAAGCUAAGCUCUGAUAAACAAUUAUAAGCCACCAAGGACUAUGU
Molecule: messenger RNA, 2493 nt
Organism: Drosophila eugracilis
Lineage: Eukaryota; Metazoa; Arthropoda; Insecta; Diptera; Drosophilidae
Gene: Nf-YC
Product: nuclear transcription factor Y subunit gamma
Exons: 3
Coding region: 32-2008 (658 amino acids)
Biological process (GO): regulation of DNA-templated transcription
Cellular component (GO): nucleus; CCAAT-binding factor complex
Molecular function (GO): DNA-binding transcription activator activity, RNA polymerase II-specific; protein heterodimerization activity
Source: RefSeq, a predicted model, not a curated record